AUGGAAAGAAAGCCCAGUGUCGGCGAUUUACAAAGAAAUAGGGAACUCCACGAGCUAAUUGACCAAAUUGAAGUCCCAGAAGGAAGCUUCAGCGACAUGUCAUCUGAGCUUAUUUCUGGCCGAUCUGCAUACGACCACGACUCAAGUGCUUACAAAGAUAUGCAAACUUCCCCAGAAAGACCUCCAAUUGAAGAUUUCUUCGAGAGUUCUAUGAAUUCCACAAUUAACCAAAACACUGAUAUAGAGCAUCCUAGACACCUUAAUUUUGAUGAGUCUCGGCCUGAAAGCAGCUGUUCUCAGCCUCAGUCUCGAGCCUUCACCCCAAAGCAGAUUUCAAAAAUGAUGAAUUGGAGCAGAGCUCAUAUAACUCAAACUGAAGGUCUCUUUCCUCAGGUUUCAGCGCCUAGCAUGUCAAUUGACCAAGAUCUUGACUUUUGGGACCAGUCGCAAAACGAUUCCUCAAUGCCUCCAGCCUUGGUAAGGCCGCAUUCUUCAAUUGAAAAAAUUGAUAUUGCAAUACCAUCAAGCAGAAGGCCAGGGUCAUCUCAUGGGCUACCUGUGCUGGAUUAUCCUACUCAUGAUGAAAAUGAAGCACUUACAUUUUCACCUGGAAAUCAUGACCAAGGGUGGUUUAUGGGGCCUACAGAUAUCAAUUCAAAAAGGUCGUCAGCUAAUAACAGCUUUAGAGCGAAUAAAAAAGGAAAUUUGGCAAGUGACGCUAUAAGCCAAGGCAGUGCGUUAUUAUCAAAUCAAAUGAAAACCCAUGAUGCGUCUUUAAUACAAGCUAGAGAAAACUCGAUUAUUUAUGACGACAACCAAAAGCUGAAAAAUGAUAUUUCAAAUAUUAAAAUUGCAUUAAAAAAAGAACAAGAAAUGCAUGAAAUCACCCAAAAAGAGCUUUAUGAUAAUGCGGCAUAUGCGAAAAAACUUGAAGCUGAAAGAGGGGAUUUUUUGCAAAAAAUUAGUGACUUAGAAGAGCAUUUGAAAAUGCUUCAGUAUAAGUAUAAAGACCAGUCAAGCUUGGAGCAAAUGCAAGGAAAAUCAUUAGGGUAUGCUAGAGAAGAAAUAAGACAGCUUAAGCUGUAUAUUGAUGAAAAAGAUAAAAAAAUUGAAGAUUUAACACAUGCUCUAUCAGCUACAUAUUAAAUGAUUUGCACUUUGGUCAAAAUUUAAUGGUUUUUUUCCAUAAAAAGAUUUUAACCAAUUUUUUGACCAAAUGCACUUCAAUGAAAUCAUUAUUAUCAAAAAAAUACACGAUUAUUUAAUCUGCACCAGCUCUAUCACAGCGAAGUAUUAUAGAAAGCACGACCCCAAGAGAAAAAGAAAUUGAAGAGCUAACUAUGGAAAUUUCAGGGCUGAAAAUCGUAAAUAAUGCAAAAAUGAAAGAAAUUCAGGCCCAUUUGGAUAAAAUUGAUUUUUUACAAAAAUCAAAAGAGCAGCUUGAAAAUGAAUUUUUAGCUUUUAAGCAGUCAAGUGAAGUAAAAUUAAAUCAAUUUGAUCAGCAGCUUAAAAAAGAAAAAGCAAAAAAUGAAGAAAAAGACAAAGAAAUUUUAAAUCUUAAAGAAGCGUUUAAUGAAGCUAGUAAAAAGCUGAAAAUAUUUAAUGAAGACUCACAAAAAGAAUUUGAUGACCUAAAAAUGGCAAAACUUCAGAUCGAGACCUUAGAAACCCAGCUUAAUGACGUCCAGGCUGGCAGGACUACAAAUGCUGACUAUGAAACUCAUUUAAAUAAAAUAAAAGACCAAUAUGAAAAAAAAAUAUUAAAAUCUCAAGACGAAAACAAUAUUUUGAAAAAAAGAAUUAGCAGCUAUGAAGAAGAAAUCUCACAGUUAAAAUGGCAAAUUAACUCAAAAAAUAAGCCAGAAACUGCAAUAGACGAUUUAGAAGAAAAAGAAACAAUCGCAAUUAUGGAAGCAGAAAUUCACAACAUGCACCAAGAAAUAAUUGAUUUAACUGCAAAAAUUGAAGAAUAUAAAAAUAAUGAUAGGAAUUCUAAUGAGAUUAUACACGAUUUAAAUGAUAAAAUUGAAGAAUUAGCUCAAGAGCUUGAAGAAGAAAAAAGUAAAAAGAAAAGCGAUAUAAGAAUUAUUGAAAAUAAUCAAUUAGAACAAAAUAAAACCAUAAGAAGGCUUGAAAGUGAAUUACAGCUAUCAAAAGAGCUAGCAAGCCAGUAUCAAGAAGAAAUGGAAAAUUUAAGGCAUGCAAAUAAUCAGGCACAAAAUCUUAUUGAUAAUUAUAAGCGGCAAAUUGAAGAACAAAGAGGACAUCUUCAUCGAGACUCAUUGAAAAAAAUAGAGCUUGAAAAAGAUGAGCCUAACCAAGAAGCCCAAAAGUUAAAAUCUUCUCUACAAUCUUUGCAAGCUAAAUAUAAAGCAGAAACUGAAGAUUUGCUACAAACUCUAAAAGAGCGUGAUGAAAGAAUUGAGGAGCUUGAAAACGAAAUUUCUUCAUAUCCAGACCCUGAAAAUCUUGAAAAAGAUAUUAGAGAAGAAUAUGAAAAGAAAAUUGCGAUUUUUGAGAAAAAAAUUUCUGAGUCUGAAAAAGAAAAUAAAACAAAAAUCAGGAUUAUUGAAGAAAAAUACGAAAAAAAUUUGGAAUUAAAAUUAGAUGAAUGCGAAAAACUUUUUAAAGAAAAAAUUGAAGAAAUAAGGACUUACUUACUUACUCCCCCCCCUCGAAGUUCGACCAAGAUUUUUUUUUGGUCGAACUUCGAGGGGGGUUAAGAAAAUUUUUUUUUAAAAAAAAUUUAUAUAGAAUUUUUUUUAUAUAAUUUAUUAGUUAAAAAAAAAAUAUUUAUCAUAUUCUUUCUGUAUGGUUGAGAGGGUGUAAGGGUUAGAAAAAAUAGUGCAAGAUGGUUUUGUAACGCUUUUUUAGAACUUGAAUUCAAAAAUCGCAAGCUCACCCCCACAUAGUUUAAAAUUUUUGAAAAAUUGCUUAUUUUCCUAGUAAAUUUAUAUAGGUCUUGGUCGAACUUUGAGGGGGUUAAUUUUUCCAAAAAAAUAGGAAUUUCCCUAUAUCUUGGUCGAACUUCGAGGGGGGGAGUUAGUUACUUAGGUAUUUAAGGUGUCUUGAUUUCUUCAGCAGGAUGAGAUAGGCAUGCUUAAGCCCAUCCUUUUAACUCCCGACUGGUGACGUCACCAAGCAAUCUUGGACCGGUUAGCCCUACCAAGCCAUUCUAUAAAGUUCCGCCCUCAGCUGGGCCAGAAAUCCCGCACCGGCAGCGUUGCCUCGCCCGAACUUGACUCCUGCGCGUGUUCCGCCUAAGGGUCAACCUCUUCGGGUGUGUCAAGCAGAAAACCCAGAUGUCCUUAGCAUCCUGGACCAAUUGAAUACCCUAUGCGGUAUUCCAUAUUGGUGUUGCGGAUAAAAGGCCACGUGGAAAACUGAACCCUAUAAUAAUAAAAGCGAGGGAAGCAAUAGUUCUCGGAGAGAAAUAAUUCCGCACUGAGCCAUUUUAUUAUUAUGAAGAAAUAAGGACAAAAUACGAAAAAGAGAGGUCAAAUUUAAUUGAUAGGUUUGAGCAUGAAAAAAGUGAUUUAGAAGAUGAAAUCAAAAGGCUGAAAAAUGAAAUAAAAAUUCGCUCAGAAAAAAUAAUGCAGCAUGAAAAAACCCAAGAAGAACUAUUAUCAAUUGAUGACACAUUGUCGUCAAGACUUGAAGAAAUGGAAAUUGAGUACAAAGAAAAAAUUCAAGAAUUUAAGUCAAAAUUAUCAAAAGAUUUCACAGAAAAAGAGCAAAAAAUCAAUAUGGAGUGCGAAGAAAAUAUCAGAAAAAUAAAAGAAGAUUGCGAUAAACAGAUCCAAAUUGAAAGAGAAAGACAUCAAGAUUUAAUGAAUAUAAAAGAACAGUCUUUAUUGCUUGACACUCAAAGAAGCCAAGACGAGCUUCUUGUGAUUCUUCAAGAAAAAGAAAAAGAGUGGCAAGAAUUGCUAAAAAAAGAAAAAAAUCAGCUUGAAAAAGAAUUGCUGCUAAAAGAACAAAAAAUCGAAUCUCUAAAAGAAGCUCAUGAAAUAGAACAAAAACGAAUAAAAGAAGAAAUUAAGCAGGAUUAUAAAGAAAAGCUAAACAACGCUAAACAAGAACACCUUAAGCAGAAAAGAGAAUGGGAAAGAGAACAGCGAAAGCUCAAAGAAGCAGCUGAAAAUUCUCUUGAAGCCGCCAAAAAAGAAGUCGAAGUUUCUGAAUUAGAAAAACUUAACCAUGAGCGCAAAGAAUGGGAACGCAAAACCAAACAAAAAAUCAGUCUCAUGCAGUCAAAGCACCAAAAAGAGCUUCAGGACAAAGAAGAAUCCCUCAAAUUAGAAGCUGAAAAAGAAAAAAACGAAGCUAUAAAAUCCAUUACUGAGCAGCUCAAAAAAACUUUUAAACAAAGAGAAGAAGAAACCAAAAAAUUUUUCGAAGAAGUCAAAGAAGCCGCUUUAAUUGAAAAAUCACACGAAAUUGAAAUUAAAAUAAGAAAAGAGCUUCAAGAAAAUUAUAUAAAUGCAGUAAAACAGCUCGAAGAGCAAUAUGCAAAAGAAAAAGAAACCUUAACUCCCCCCCCAUCCUUGAUCGAACGAUUGACUGUAAAAUUCCUAAAAAUUGGGAAAAUUAACCCCCAUCCUUGAUCGAACGAUUUUCAUAUCAUGCAAAUUUUUAUAUAUAUAAAAAUAUAUUAGUUAUCAAAAGCUUGGGAAGAUGCAUAUAAUGAAGUUGUUUUCAGAGACUUUGAGACGACAGAAAGCUGCGGAAUCAACCAUCCGAAGUGAUUUAGUCAUCAGCCUAGGCUAAAAACUCAAUAAUCUAAUAAAAUAGAGAUUCUUUAAAAUUUGUAAAAAAAAAUUUAAUUCAAUAAAAAAACACAUUAAAAUUUAUACAGUUUAAAGGGGUAACUAAUAAAUCAAAAUAUUAAAAAUUGGUAUUUUAUGAAAUUAAUUCAAUUUUUUGCUGUAAAAAUAAUUAUUAAAUACUCUUAACCCUCCUAUUUAAAAGUAAAUAAAAAAAAUAUAUAUAUAAAUUUUUUUUCCUAAAACAAUUUUUUAACUCCCAUCCUUGAUCGAACGAUGGCGAGCCGUUCGAUUAAGGAUGGGUGGGGGGGAGUAAGAGAAGAGCUGCAUAAAAGAUCAGAAGAUUUCAGAAAACAAAGCUGCUUAACUUCUUUUGACAGCUCUUAUUAUAGUGAUAUGCCGUUUUCUUCAGGCAGAAAAAGAUGGGGAGGGGAUGAAGAAAACGAAGGAUUUUCAGGCAAGAAAAAUGAGCUGGAAGAAGUUUAUAAAUAUUUAGAAGCUGAAGUAGAAAAUUAUAUUAAUUUCCAGAUGUGGCUUAAAACACCUAAUAGAAAUAUGAAGAAAAAGUUUUCAGAAUUUACCGAGCUUUUGUCAGUUUUUGUGAAUAGUUUACAAAUGAUGUGGGAAAGCCAGCAUAAAGCCGAGCUUGAAGAGAUGAAGCAAGAAAUUAAUAAAAAGAUGGAAAUCCAAUUGGCAGUAAAAAAGAGACAAAGCUCUUCUCUUACUGAAAAUGAAGGACAGAAUAUUAUUAAAUAUAGUGAAGAAAUAGCGAAAUUAAGAGUAGCUUUAGAAGAAUAUAAAGAAAGGCAAAGAAGGUAUGAGGAAGAGCUAAAAAAUACAGCGAUGAUCAAAGAGAAACAAAGAAAAUAUGAAGACGAGCUUAAAAAUCUCUCCCAGGAAUAUAAAAACCAUAUGCUAAAAACAAAAAAAUGGAUAGAAAAUGCGACUAAUGAAAAAACUGCUUGGAAUGAAGAAAGAUCAAGGCUUAGUCAAGCAAUUGAAGAAUUAACAGUAAAACUAAAAGAUUCAGAAGAAAAUCAGCCAAUUUCACCUGAAAUGCUAAGUCCUGAAGAAACCUGCAAUUUAGUUUUAAGUAUAUUUAACAGGAGUAAUAAAGAUUCCCUUAUUACCCAAAUGCUGCAGAAGAAUAGCGAUUUUAUUUUUAUUCUUCAAGAAUUUAUUGACCAUAACACUGUAAGAAGACGAAAUCUCUCAUAUCAAGAAAACCUGACCUAUGAUUUACCGACGCAGAACCAUAAGCUAGCAUACCCUCCAAAUGCCCAUCAUUCAGAAAUUCUUGAUACUUAUAUUUCUAGCACUCCAAGAGGUUUUACUAAUCAAUCAAAGGUUGAUACAAGCUUGCCUCCUUAUUUGCCACAUCAUAGAAGUAGCCCAUGGCUUAUAAAAUCAUAA
This is a messenger RNA of Blepharisma stoltei, 6179 nucleotides long. The record is from the annotation of a GenBank genome assembly. Lineage: Eukaryota; Ciliophora; Heterotrichea; Heterotrichida; Blepharismidae.